Molecule: messenger RNA, 787 nt
Organism: Topomyia yanbarensis
Lineage: Eukaryota; Metazoa; Arthropoda; Insecta; Diptera; Culicidae
Product: alpha-actinin, sarcomeric-like
Exons: 3
Coding region: 77-772 (231 amino acids)
Biological process (GO): muscle cell development; actin cytoskeleton organization
Cellular component (GO): cell junction; cell projection; plasma membrane
Molecular function (GO): actin filament binding
Source: RefSeq, a predicted model, not a curated record
UUUGCUUUAUUUUUAAAUUGUUGUGUGUUUUGCCUUUAAUUCACUGAUCGUUCCUGUAGAUCUGCAGAAUACCGCAAUGCCAGAUGAACGGGCUAUCAUGACCUAUGUGUCAUCGUACUAUCAUUGCUUCAGUGGUGCACAAAAGGCUGAAACUGCUGCCAACCGAAUUUGUAAGGUUCUGAAGGUUAACCAAGAAAAUGAAAAGCUUAUGGAAGAGUAUGAGCGGCUGGCAAGUGAUCUUCUAGAAUGGAUUCGUCGCACGAUGCCAUGGUUGAGCUCCAGACAAUCGGAUAGUACCCUUGCAGCAGUUCAAAAAAAAUUGGAAGAGUAUAGAACAUACCGACGCAAACAUAAGCCACCACGCGUUGAACAAAAAGCGAAGUUGGAAACAAAUUUCAAUACGCUCCAGACAAAAUUGCGCCUUUCGAAUCGCCCAGCCUACAUGCCAACCGAAGGAAAAAUGGUGUCCGAUAUUACAAACUCUUGGAAGGAUUUGGAGCAUGCGGAGAAAGCCUUUGAGGAAUGGCUUUUGGCUGAAACCAUGCGCUUAGAACGAUUGGAACAUUUGGCUCAAAAGUUCAAACACAAAGCGGAUACGCACGAAGAGUGGACAAAGGGUAAAGAGGAAAUGCUACAAUCGCAAGAUUAUCGUAAUUGCAAACUCAAUGAGCUCAAGGCGCAAAAGAAAAAACAUGAAGCUUUUGAAUCGGAUUUGGCCGCACAUCAAGAUCGCGUUGAGCAAAUAGCUGCUAUUGCUCAGGAGUUAAAGUAAGUAAUGACAUACAUC